Molecule: messenger RNA, 760 nt
Organism: Lotus japonicus
Lineage: Eukaryota; Viridiplantae; Streptophyta; Magnoliopsida; Fabales; Fabaceae
Product: auxin response factor 5-like
Exons: 2
Coding region: 1-297 (98 amino acids)
Source: RefSeq, a predicted model, not a curated record
AUGGUGAUCAACUUAAGUACUAGACAAGAUGUCCAGUCACAGAUAUCAUCUGUGAGUUUAGCAGAAUCACAUGCCUUUUCCUUGCAAGUAUUCCAGGACAACUCAGGUUUUGCAUCUUCAAGCCAUAUUGAUUUUGAUGGAAGCAGCUUGCUGCAGAAUAAUUCUUCAUGGCUGCAAGUAGCUCCAAAGCCUGCACGUAGGCGUACCUAUACCAAGACGCAAAAGGCAGGUUCUGUAGGAAGUUCAAUUGAUGUCACCACUUUCAAGAACUAUGAACGAACUGAUCCAUGCAAUUGAGUGCAUGUUUGGACUGACUGGUCUGCUGAACGAUACAAGUGGUUCAGGAUGGAAAUUGGUAUAUGUGGAUUAUGAGAAUGAUGUUCUGCUUGUGCGGGAUGAUCCUUGGGAAAUUUAGUUUUAACAAUUUCAGAGCUUAGUUAACAUCUUGUGUACGAGUCAGUGUGAAGUAUCCUUCACCCUUUCUGGCAUACGGUUCAGCAGAUGAAUGAAGAGGGUAUGGAGCUUCUAAACAGUGGUGUGUUGCAAGGUGUCAAUGGUGAAGGUUGCUGUAUUUGAGAUUAUUAAUAAACCUCUUUUUGUAAGGCUUUUGUUGUGGGAAAUGUAGUUUAUUCCGUUGUCAUUGAAUUGGCUUGUAUAACGUACGAGUUUGAAAACAUGACAUUGUAAGAUGUUCCCACAAAUACUUGUGUGUUUGUAUAUAAGUUCAAGUUGUCAAAAAAUAUAUUCCCUUCAAUGACAA